This is a messenger RNA of Topomyia yanbarensis, 1572 nucleotides long. It is a transcript of the gene beta3GalTII, whose product is annotated as beta-1,3-galactosyltransferase 6. Gene Ontology annotation, biological process: glycosaminoglycan biosynthetic process. NCBI's taxonomy places the organism in Eukaryota, Metazoa, Arthropoda, Insecta, Diptera, Culicidae. Gene Ontology annotation, cellular component: membrane. The coding region runs from base 172 to 1344 and encodes 390 amino acids. Gene Ontology annotation, molecular function: UDP-galactosyltransferase activity. The record is from RefSeq and is a predicted model, not a curated record. The transcript has 2 exons.
AUUAGUGUGUAAAGCAAUGAAAACAAAAAAUAUCGUCUUUCAUUUUUGCAGUCUGCUAAAUUAUUCAGAAAUGAUUUAAAACCGCGCAGAUUUGGUUUUUUGUUCAAAAUUGGCAUCGCUCAAUCACAUACGAGGCGUUCCGGCAAAGGCAAGCCUCGCCGGAAUACGACCAUGGCGUUCGGUCGCUAUCAGCAUUUGCACAAGCGAAAUUGCAUUGGAAUGUUGCCGGUAUUCUGCUCGUUUGUGGCUGGAGCACUGCUGACAAUAUUAAUCGGUGGACCGCCGCAAAGCUGCGAAACGAGUACCAGAAUCUAUCAACCGGAAAAUUCAUACUUUCUAAUGUUGCUAAUCGUAAGUGCUCCCGGAAACGUCGAGCGAAGGACUGUUAUUCGAGAGACGUAUUUGAACUUGCGACCAAGAAUAUUGAAUGAAAGCUACCAAGAUGACGCCAUUUACGUGCCUCUGUACGAUGAACGAGAACAGUUACAACUGGAAACAAUUCAAAAGCAGAAGGAACUGUUAGAUAACUAUCAGCAAUGGCAACAGCGAAAUAUAAAGAACAUCAAGGUGAUAAAUUUUAAGAUUAAACCAUUGUUCGCUAUUGGUACCCACGGUUUGUCUCGAUCUGAACGAAAGAUAGUAUAUGAGGAACAAAGGGUUUUCAACGAUGUGCUAGAGUUGGACGACUUGGUGGAUUCAUACGACAAUCUAACCACUAAGGUCAUACGUAGUAUGAGUAGAAUAGACGAAGUUUAUGACUUUAAAUACUUUAUGAAAGUUGAUGAUGAUUCCUAUGUUAAAUUAGAUCUUUUAUCGGAAGAUUUACUAAGUUAUUAUGAAAAGUUGCACAAAGUGCGGUUGAGCCACGCUAAACCCGUCGAGCUGUAUUGGGGUUAUUUCAAAGGGGCGUCGACAGUCCAACAUCACGGAGCAUGGAAGGAAAAGGACUAUAAACUAUGUGACCGUUAUCUCCCAUACGCACUUGGCGGAGGCUACGUGCUAUCCAAAAAUCUUGUUUCAUUCAUUGCUGCCUAUCGAGACACGUUAACCAGCUACAAAAGUGAAGACAUGGCCGUUGGAACGUGGCUAUCACCAUUCGCAAAUAUCCAUCGUAGACACGACGUUCGAUUCGAUACCGCCUGGAUGCCGAGGAAAUGUCAGAACUACCAUCUAGUGUUGCACAAGCGUACCGCACAGCAAAUGAAGGAAAUCUAUCGAGGUGACCUAUGCAGCCACGAGGAACAACAGGAAGCUGACGUGCAACGUCCUAGGGAGUACUUUUACGAUUGGACCGUUCCACCGACUCAGUGCUGUAGGACGUUGGUACAGCAAGUUAGGCAGUAGGAGACAGUAUUAUGAAAACGACACCCAAGCAAGCUAAUGUAAGAAAUUGUGAUAAUGCGACUCCGAAUUCGUGACUUAUAUGUAAUCGCAGCUAAUGUAAACUGUACAUACUUAACGUUGAUUUAUGUUAUACGGAACAACAGUGUAGGCAGCAACCGUUUUAUUAUUUGCGAAAAAAAAUCGAAUAUGUGUUGUAGAAUAUAACAUUGAAAUCACGAUGAAAAUGUU